Messenger RNA from Candidozyma duobushaemuli, 1608 nucleotides. RefSeq names its product aspartate kinase (gene HOM3). The record is from RefSeq and is a predicted model, not a curated record. Gene Ontology annotation, molecular function: aspartate kinase activity. Gene Ontology annotation, biological process: amino acid biosynthetic process. The transcript has a single exon. Lineage: Eukaryota; Fungi; Ascomycota; Pichiomycetes; Serinales; Metschnikowiaceae. Bases 1 to 1608 code for a protein of 535 amino acids.
AUGGGCUCAUCAUUACCUUCUUCGGCCGCAAGCUCAUAUAAUUCUGUACUCGAUUUCAAGUCGAUCUCUACUGGCGGCUGGAUCGUCCAGAAGUUUGGCGGUACCUCUGUUGGAAAGUUCCCAGAGAACAUUGUUGAUGAUAUAGUCAAGGAAUACAGCAAACUGCAUCGUGUUGCUGUUGUUUGUUCUGCCAGAUCUUCCAACACGAAAAGUGAAGGUACCACUUCAAGACUUCUCAGAUCGGCGGACUUGGCUACCGAGAUGGGAGACUACGACAGCCUAUUGAAAGUUAUCGAGGACGAUCACGUCAACAACGCGAAGGAAAAAGUGAAAGACUCAAAUCUCCAAAAUAAAUUGAUCGAAGACUCCAAACUGGAAGUCGCCAGAGCUAAGGAACUUUUGCAUGCAUCUCAAAUCAUCGGUGAGAUUAGUCCAAGAACGUUAGACAGUCUCAUGUCUGUGGGCGAAAAAUUGUCCUGUCUUUUUAUUGCAGCUUUGAUGAAAGACCAUGGUCUCAAUUCUGCUUAUGUGGACUUGUCCCAUAUUAUCCCUCUUGACUACGAUAUCUCGAAGGGCUUUGACGACUCAUUCUAUCUGUUCCUCGUUGGUGAGCUCGCUAAAAUUGCCCUCUCUCAAGGUGAGGAUGUCAUUCCAGUUUUCACUGGCUACUUUGGCGUCGUUCCAGGUGGUCUUCUUAAUGGUAUUGGCCGUGGGUACACCGACUUAUGCGCUGCAUUGAUCGCAGUUGGUGUCCAGGCUGAUGAGCUUCAAAUCUGGAAAGAGGUGGAUGGUAUUUUCACAGCCGACCCUCGAAAAGUGCCAAAAGCCAGACUUCUCGAUUCCGUCACACCAGACGAGGCUGCUGAAUUGACCUACUAUGGUUCCGAAGUGAUCCAUCCAUUCACCAUGGAACAGGUAAUCAAGGCCAAAAUCCCAAUCAGAAUAAAAAAUGUCAUCAAGCCUUCCGGAAAAGGCACUAUCAUCUAUCCUGACAAUAUUGGCAGAAGAGGCGAAGCUACGCCGCCCCACCCGCCAGCUGCUUACGAGACGCUUCCCAAUUCUUAUAUCCAAACGCAUAAAAAGAGAUCUGCCACUGCCAUCACUGCCAAGCAGAACAUCGUCGUCAUUAACGUUCACUCCAACAAAAAAACGCUAUCUCACGGUUUCUUGGCUCACAUCUUCACAACCUUGGAUAAGUACAGAUUGGUGGUGGACUUGAUCUCCACCUCUGAGGUGCACGUUUCCAUGGCCAUGCAACUUCAAAGUGAAGAGGAGCACAACCUCAAGGAGGCAUUGAAGGAUUUGAGGAAAAUGGGUACAGUGGACGUCACCAGAGAGAUGACCAUUGUGUCUCUUGUUGGUAAGCAGAUGGUGAACUUCAUUGGUAUUGCCGGUAACAUGUUCAAGGUUCUCGCAGAUGAGCGUAUCAAUAUUGAAAUGAUCAGUCAAGGUGCUAAUGAGAUCAACAUUUCUGCUGUUAUCAAUGCUAAUGAUACUAUCAGAGCUUUGCAAUCUAUUCAUGCUAAGUUAUUGGAAGGAAACUUUGGUUUCGAGGAAACGGCGUCGGCGACCGACAUAAGGUUGUCUGCCUUGAAGGCACAAAGCUAG